UUGAUCCGCUAUGUAAUAAGUACCAGUCUUUUUUUAUACUAUGGAGAGGUGAAUGCUGUCUUUCCGUCACACUAUGUGUACAAUUAUAUCAGUAAUACGAAACGUGAUUUCAUAAAACUGGAGUUCCUGUGACAGCACUGCGCGAUGUCACAUUUAUCGCGUCUAUUUAGCGAGUCUCAGUUUCGACGGCACUUCGCAGCUUGACAGACAAUCCACGCUUUACGGCGGAUUCCUUAAUUAUUUACACUACAGUCUAAACAUGCGACUACUGCACGUCGCAAUUGUCUUAUUGUCCAUAUCUGGAUUGAGCCUCGCGGCAACAAUUGAAACUACAAUUGGAUGUAAUUGCUGGCACUGCGACGAUGAAGAAGUAAUAGGUUUGGGCGAGGAGACGACUACUCACGCGUGGCAGGCGAUGUACAAGGAAGACAGCGAUGACGAUGGCGAUCGGACAAUUUGCGCUAGGAAUCGUGCUUUUAACGAUCGCACAUUUCCGAGUGUCUGUCACAUGUUGUGUUACAAUCGUUGUACGAGGUAUCGAUUGGUGACAGUUCAGGAGAAUGACGUGAAGAAAUACGUUGUAGUUGCAUAUAGACCAAAUUAUUACAAACUACGAAAUGGGAAGUGCUGAGGAUUAUUAUUUGUUUCCGGGUGAGAAAUAUAAUAUAUAUAAUGGUGAUAGCGCGAUUAUUACAGAAACUGCAAUAGAACAAUGUUCCAUUAAUUUUAAAUGCUAUACAUUAUACUCACUUUAAAUAAUUAAAGUAGAUAUAAGGUAUGUUCAAAGCAUGUACAAUAAAAUAAACAAUUUCGAUUAAGACAG
Messenger RNA from Ooceraea biroi (clonal raider ant), 823 nucleotides. RefSeq lists its product as uncharacterized. The record is from RefSeq and is a predicted model, not a curated record. NCBI's taxonomy places the organism in Eukaryota, Metazoa, Arthropoda, Insecta, Hymenoptera, Formicidae.